Messenger RNA from Closterium sp. NIES-67, 1709 nucleotides. The record is from the annotation of a GenBank genome assembly. NCBI's taxonomy places the organism in Eukaryota, Viridiplantae, Streptophyta, Zygnematophyceae, Desmidiales, Closteriaceae.
GGUCCUCCACUGAGAUGGCGUCCAGGAUUGACGACCUUACCCGCUCCCAGCAGACGUUAGAGCAAGAAAAGCAGGGCUGGGCGGCAGACGGAGAGAAAUGGGCGGUAGAGAAGAGCAGCUGGGAAGAGGAAAGGGCGAAUUGGGCGGCAGAGAAGCAGAGCUGGGCGGCGGAGCGGGAGAUGUGGGCAGCAGUGAAGGCGGCGAGGGAGAGAGAGAAUGGUGAAUCGGAUGAGGGCAGGAGAGAGUUGGAGCAGCGUCUGGGGGCUCUGAGCGCUCAGCUGGCUGCAGCUGAAGCAGCGAAAGCGGAGGCAGAAGCGGCUAAAGCAGCAGCGGAAGCGGCGAGAGCGGAGGCCGAAGUGGCAAAAGCAGCAGCUGAAGCGGCCAGGGCAGAGGCAGAAGCGGCCAGAGCGGAGGCGGAGAAAACGCUGGAGGGGAAGAAGGGCGAGUCGGACCAGGCCACGAGUGGCGGCCAAGGCAGCAGCGUGCCUGGCGGAGCUGCAGAAGAGCCUCACCCAGGCGCAGGUAGAUCUGGCGCAGGCGCACUCCACGCUGCAGGAGAAGGAGGAGCAGGUGCAGGCGAGGGAGGGGGAGGUGAGGGAGGUGAGGCAGGAGCUGGAGGCAGUGAGGAGAGGCUGGAGGCACUCGAGGUGGAGUUGGAGGCAGCGACCCAGCAGCUUAAGAAGGCAGCAGAGGAGCAGCAGCUGCGGAGCGAGCUGGAAGCUUCUGCAAGUGCGGCUGCUGCAUCGGCUGCAUUGGCUGCAUCGGCUGCGUCUGAUGCGUCUGGGGUUGAGGCGGGGGAGGGUGUGGGGAGCAGGGUGGACCAGCUGGAGGCGAGAGUGGAGGCUCUUCUGGGGGAGGUGGCAUCUGCAGAGCGGGCUAAGGCGGAGGUGGAGGGCAAGCUGGCGAGUGCCGGAAGGGAAAAUGCCAGGCUGGAAGACCUGGCAUCCACCAAGGAGGCUGAAGCCAAGUCCAUGUUCCUCCAGCUCUCCCAGCUCAAGGCAGAUAACGCCUCCCUCAGUAGCGACCUGGCAGGCGCUACAGACAAGGUGCAUGAGCUAGUGGCCAAGAAUCGCCGCAUGGACAAGGACGUGGUAACCGCUGCGGCUGAGGCGGCGUUACGCGAGCAGGAGCAGGGGGGAGGCGGGGCUGGGGGAGGGUGGAGCUCGCUGGCCCUGGUGACAGUGGGUGUGGGCGCGGCUGUGGGGGGGGUUGCGGUGAUGAAAUUCAUGGGGCCACGGGCUUGAGAGGAGAAGGGUGAUCGAGGGAGGAAGAGUUGACUCUUGAGUCGGCUCAAGAGGACUUGGGGGGGGGGGAGCUCCCUGUCUCCGGUGACGGUGGGUGUGGGGUGGGGGUAGCUGUGGGGGGGGUUGCUGUGAUGAGACUCAUGGGGCCGUGGGCUUGAGAGGAGAAGGGUGUUGAGAGUGGAAAAGAUGACUCUCGAGUCAACUCUAAAGAUCUGGGGGAGGGUGGAGCUCCCUGGCUCUGCUGACGGUGGGAAUGGGCGCAGCUCUGGGGGGGUUGCUGUGAUGAGACUCAUGCGGCCAUGGGCUUGAGAGGAGGAAAGUAAACUCUGGGCACGUGAUGAUGGGCUGAUUGACUCGCUGAUUAUCAUGAACCAGUUAUGAUAUUUGUAUACCUUUGGUAACUAUUGUGGUGAUGCCUUGCACAGCUGUCCCUGUUGAGCUGCUCUAACAACCCUUGUUUGAUGU